Messenger RNA from Cooperia oncophora, 636 nucleotides. The record is from the annotation of a GenBank genome assembly. NCBI's taxonomy places the organism in Eukaryota, Metazoa, Nematoda, Chromadorea, Rhabditida, Trichostrongylidae.
UUGCCGUUUACCCAGGUACGCAAUAUUGGGAAGAAACUUAUUUUGGACGUGUAUGCCAAUGGAAAAAGAGGUGUCGUGUUCAAGAUCGUCAGCGAUGAAGAACGAAUACACCAGCAUCCACUGCUAAGCUACGUACUCGACGAAAUGGCGGCUAUUAACUCAAUACAAGCUAGGAGGAAUUCCGGGAACAGUCAAUCAUCUACGCCAAGUAAAUCAUCAAGCACCAAAUCAGUUCGUAUUUCGGACGAUUUGCCGAAACGAAAUCAAGAUACUCAAUCUUUAUGCCGACAUUGCGGAGCUGCCAUUGAACCGCCUGAUGGCAAUGGCUUGGAGAAGAAACACUACCGAAUGAAAUGCCCUCUAUUUAUGAGAUGUGGUGGAUGCGAUGAAGUAGUUAUGGUUAGCUCUCUAGCAAAUCAUAGAAGAAACGACUGCCGUGCUCGUGAUAACUACCGAACAUGUUCUCGUUGUGGAGAAUCGUUCGAGAGGUCCGUGUUCCAUCGACACGUGGGUAGUAGAGAUUGUCGUCGGACGUACGCAGCAAAAUGUCCACUGUGUGCUGAGCUCGUAAUACCAGAAAGCGAGGAAUCGUGGAGGAAACACCUUACAAGUAAGGCUCCAUUAGUACUACUAUGA